Molecule: messenger RNA, 3414 nt
Organism: Ylistrum balloti
Lineage: Eukaryota; Metazoa; Mollusca; Bivalvia; Pectinida; Pectinidae
Product: calcium-binding mitochondrial carrier protein SCaMC-2-like
Exons: 10
Coding region: 42-1442 (466 amino acids)
Biological process (GO): transmembrane transport
Cellular component (GO): mitochondrial inner membrane
Molecular function (GO): calcium ion binding; ATP transmembrane transporter activity
Source: RefSeq, a predicted model, not a curated record
AACAUGUGCUAGAGCUGUGGUGGUACUGUCUAUGAAACAAGAUGACGGGGGAUGACAGCAGACCCGUGUUGAGUGAUGAGGACAAUAAGAAAUACCAGGAACUGUUCAACAAGCUCGAUGUGAACAAAGAUGGACGCAUUGAUAUUGCUGAUUUGACGAGUUCUCUCACGGAGAUGAAUGUUCCUGUUGGUCAGGCUCAGGAAUUCUUGAAGAAACAUGAUGCUAAUAAAGACGGUCAGAUUGACUUUGCUGAAUUUCUGAAAUAUGUCACUGUACAUGACCAGCAACUUCGGCUUUAUUUUAAGAAAAUUGAUACAAAUCAAGAUGGUGCUAUAGAUGCUGGGGAGAUACAGGAGUCUUUCCGCAAGCUAGGUCUUACUAUUGACAGAAAUGAGGCACAAAAAUUACUACAAAGAAUGGAUAAGGAUGGUACAUUAAAGAUAGAUUUUAAUGAAUGGAGAAACUUCCUGUUGUUGUCACCAGCUCAGAACAUUCACGACAUGUUACAUUACUGGAGACAUGCGUCUAUCAUAGACAUUGGUGAAAACAAUAUGGUCCCUGAUGACUUCACAGAGAAAGAAAUGCAGACAGGUAUGUGGUGGCGCCACCUAGUGGCUGGUGGAGCAGCAGGAGCUGUGUCGAGAACCUGUACAGCUCCACUGGACAGACUCAAAGUUCUGCUACAAGUGCAUGCCUCCAGUAAAAACAACUAUGGAGUGAUUAAUGGCUUCCGGUUCAUGCUGAAUGAAGGAGGAGUUAAAUCUCUAUGGCGGGGUAAUGGAAUUAAUGUGAUCAAGAUUGCACCGGAAACUGCCAUUAAGUUCAUGGCAUAUGAACAAAUAAAAGCGUAUUUUCGGGGCGCAGACCAAAAGAAGGAACUGAAUGUCCUGGAACGCCUGUGUUCUGGUUCCCUAGCUGGAUGUAUAUCACAGACAGCCAUCUACCCAAUGGAGGUGUUGAAGACGCGAUUAGCUUUGAGGAAGACCGGCCAGUUUAAUGGAAUAUUUGACUGUGCUAUGAAGGUUUAUAAGAAUGAAGGAAUUAGAAUGUUCUACAGAGGAUAUGUGCCAAAUAUCAUUGGAAUUAUACCAUAUGCUGGUAUAGACUUAGCUGUAUAUGAGACAUUGAAGAAGAUGUACCGACAGAGGACCAAUGGCCAAGACCCUGGAAUUCUUGCUUUGCUUGGUUGUGGGACAAUUAGUUCUACGUGUGGUCAGCUGUCUAGCUAUCCUCUUGCACUUAUCCGCACCAAAUUACAGGCUCAAGGAGCAAAAGGACAGGACACGUUAUCCAGUAUGUUCAAGAAGAUUGUGAAACAGGAUGGAUUCUUUGGACUUUAUCGUGGUCUGGCUCCCAACUUUAUGAAGGUUAUACCUGCUGUUAGUAUAAGUUACGUGGUGUAUGAGCACUCACGUGAUGCCCUUGGUGUUAAGUCAGGGUAGGACUGUCCUGGAGGAAUGAGGAUAACUACUGUGAUAUGACGAGAGAUUCUGGCUCAACCGGAGUAUUACCUGCCAUUACACAUCAGUCUCUUUGAUGUCAACUCCAAACAUAUUCUGAAAGAGCUCUUUCCAAAUUGGAAAAUUCAAUAUCCCUGUGUCAGAUUUAUUAUAGGACAUUUUUUUUUUUUACAUUUAACAAAGGUACAAAAUAUGCUUCAGUGAGACUGGGCUGUAACAAAAGACAUGAUAUCAGUGACGAUGUCCUAACCAUGACAUUUACCUCAAGUAAUAAAAGGAUGUUUUCGUUGAAUUCUCAUCAGUUGCCAGUUUCUAAUUACUGAGCUGUAUCAAAUUUGAUAUUCCAAUUUUGUUGAUCAAGGAAUCUGAAUGCUGGUUAAGUAAAAAUAUAUGAACAUACCCUGUGGAAGUAAUGUCAAUUUUAAAAAUAUUCUUACGAUCAAAAUAUAUUCAAAAUUAAUUACGAUGUACAAUGAAACGCAUGUAUUAUUGAAAAGGUGAUACUAACAAGAUGUUUAUUCUUCGAAAUAUCUGGAUUUGUGGUACUGAAUGAAAAGUGAUGUGAUAGGUCCUUGUCUGAGCAGGGCUUUUUAGGUUUGUUUAGCUAGUUUUAAAUAAUUGGCCCUAAAUAUGCUAUGGUACUGACUGGCACAGGUGAACAGCAAAAUACAUUGCUAAGAUUUCAGUUACAAUUCCAGAAAUACUUACCACCCAAUGUAGUUUGUCUUAAGUUAAUAAUUAGCAAAUGAUGUAAAAAAAAAAUGCUGAUAAUUUAGCUGGUAAUUAUUAUUUAGCUGUUUGUAGUUUUCUUCUUAUCAAAGCAUUAUUCUCAGUUUAUUGUUUGAUAUAGUAGGUAUUAUAGAAAUGUCAGUGUCAACUUUAAUCAUAGAAAUAUUUAUAUAGAAUGUUAUCAAUAACAAACAGGUGUUUGUUUCUGAAUGUAGAUUAAGUUACUAGGCCACCGAUGCUGUACCAAACCACUGAACUGUAACGUCAGUUAUCUUCCUUAUCUUUUCCUGUUAUUUUCUAGGCAUAUGUGAUGAUGAUUGAAGGUUUCUAAUUUCUCAAAUUUGAUAACUUCUGGCCUAAAACACUUUUAUACACACUAAUUUGCUUACUUGUUGAAUAGGAUCAAAUAGUGCCUAGUUUUCAGUAAGAUGAAUGGUUAUGUGACUGUUUUGCUACAUAGUGAGAUUUAAAGAUGUCUAGUUAGAUUGGGUUGUUCUGGUACAAAGCAAAAUACAGAGACGUUUAAUUAGAUCAGGCUUUUCUGCUACAGAGUGGGAAAAAAAGAUGUUUAAUUAGAUCUGGCUAUUCUGCUGGUUCUGAAAUUUACCCAUGAUCUGGACAUCACUGAAAAGAUGAGUGGAGGUGAUAGGAAACUAGACCACCUCAGAUGUAGUUUAAAAUCAAUUGACUCUUCUUCUCUGUGUGACAUAAAUGAUAACCUGUACAUCUAGUAUUGAUCAUGGUACUGUUGGAAGUAUAUCUGAUUGAUAAAGGUCUUAUACAGGUCAGGUUUUAGUAGACUAUUUCCAUAUUAACAGCCAGUUCAGAGUUGAUGCCAUCUCUAUUAUACUGAAGCAAAACCAUAAGUAAGGGACCUUGUAAAUUUUAUUUAAUGUUUCAUAUCAAAGUAAUGACAUAAUUACAUUUGUGAGAUGUAUUGCUUCCCUUAAAGUGAUAAUGUACUGACUUGAUUUUUUUAUCAUUUCCACAUUUUGUUCCUUGUGAUGUGAACUUGCUCUAAAUAUUUCAGUUUAGGUUUAAAUGUCAUAUAUAUAUAUUGACUUUGUAGGCCUUUGUACCCUUAGACAUAAAUUUGAUGUGUUUUUCUAAAUUUCUAUAGUAAUUGUGCUUUUUGUUUAAAAAAAACCAGGCACUUGUAUUGUAAAAUGUCAAAUUACUUUAAAAAUCAAUGUUCUUUCAUUUUUUGUUUUACUUUUGUUUUAAU